Molecule: messenger RNA, 1131 nt
Organism: Sparassis crispa
Lineage: Eukaryota; Fungi; Basidiomycota; Agaricomycetes; Polyporales; Sparassidaceae
Exons: 6
Coding region: 1-1131 (376 amino acids)
Source: RefSeq, a predicted model, not a curated record
AUGCAGUUGAGCUUGUUUGACCCUAAAGGUCAUCUCGUUUCAGCAACAAUGCUGUUCAAUAUAUAUGAGAAGGUGGCUGUGCCACAUUCCAGCAAGCUAGUGCUUCAGAUGAAGAAGGACAAGAGUACAAAGUGCUGCAACAUCAAGCUCGAUGACUUGACUUUGCAUAGCACAUUCAUCGCAGCAUUUCUGACUAUCCACGACAUUACUAACCAAUAUGUUGUGAAUGUUCAGCAAAGGCCUGCCUUCAAAAUCGGCAGCAAGGCCACAGCUCCGACAAUUGAAACUGAUGAUGAAUUCAAGAUGACACUUACUGCCCUUCUCAAGCAUAAGAACUGCAGUGUCAGUGUUAAGUUUAAUGUUACAAUGAUGGACCAGUUUAGGCAUCACAAACAUGUCAUUGAUCUUGACAGUGAAGCUGCAGAUAAUGAGCUGAUGCAUGGCAUGAAGGUUCCUUGUCUUGAUCAAUUCAGUGAUGAGAUGCAGCUCCAUGGAGACAUCAUUCUUGAGCUCAAGCAGAAGUGGGCCCGUCAGGAACACCGAGGUGAACACGGUAAUCCAGGCCACUGCUACGUUGAUCCGACCAGUCAGCAUCUUAGAUUGAACAAUCUCAAGCUCAAGACUUGGGCCCGCGCAAUUGCUGUGCACAGCUGUGGAAACAGUGAUCUGCCAAAUGAACUGGGCUUCAAUAUUCAAUAUGACAGCCACCUUACUGCAGCCAAAGCACGUGAUCAUAUGGGUCCGCAACCACUCAGUGCAGGUCCCCUCCUCCCUACCGCAUCACAGGAUCUGAGUGCCAUGCUCAUGAUGGCAGUGAUGCCUUUACUUGUCAGUCUCAUUGAAUGCCAGGCCCCUGCAGCAUCAUCAGCAUCCUCUGUUCCAUGCUAUUCUCAUCCUUCUAUACUUUCCAACACACCUCUUCCGAACUUCAGCAAAGAGCUCAGGUGCUGCCUCCGUGACUUUCAAACAGUGACUGGGAUCAACAUACUUCACCUGGAGGAGUCUCUGAAAGUGAAGGCUAUUACUCCAGUCAUGAUCCGAGAUAUGCCUGUCCCGCAUCUCUGUGAGCUCUCAGGGGCACUUAAGGGCCACAUGUGGCAGUUCCAAAGGUUUUUGCAAGAAGUGGUGUGA